AGAAAAACGAUGAAAUGUAUAAUAAAGAACACGAAUGGCACCAAAGUCUGAUGUCUUUCAUCGAAUAUAGCCCAAUAAACUGUAUUCGAAAACUGCGAUCGUGGGUAUCGCGGGUGUUACCGUUGCGUCGGCGGUGGCGACGACGACGACGACGGCGUAAUACUCACGUCAUCGAAACACCUGGCGGUAGGAUACAAACAACUUCGAUGCACCUAUUCUUCUUGUGGAAGGGGUUGUCACUGUAUACAAACGAUGACGUAAAGCACCAAUAAGAGCGAGCUAAAGGCUGCUAUGAAAGCCAAUGAGAACCCAAGUGUUUGGGCCAAGGGGAGAUUCUUCGAGGAAGAUACGAAGAGGGCGGUGUUGCGUGUGUUUUUAUGGGGUCUGCGGGUUCUCUCGCGAAAGCGAAACAUUACGGUGGCGUCUUUCUCGCAGCAGCCCUGUAAUAAUUUGAUAUUUCAUAAUCUUUAUUAAUUGAGUAAAAGCAAAUAUCUCGAUUUGUGUGCAAUUACACCUACGAAUAUGGCUAUUGAUUUUCUGGUGUCGCUUUUCAUAACUUCGUGAAUACCUAAUUUCGUGAUACGAUUUUCUUUUCUUUUUUUCAUCGCGAGUUCGGUGACGUGUGCGUUGAAUUUUCACAUUAAUUCGGUAUUUAAUGUACGUGCAAAAUUUCUCAAACAUGAAUAUGAACGUGCCUUCUGCACUACCUUUAGAUACGUAUAUCGAUAAAAUCUCAUCGUCGGAUAUUCGAACGUCGUCGACCGGAUACAAAGAUAAAUCGUUGUCGUCCCUCAAAGAACCAACCGUUUCGGAUUUUCUGGCCAAAAAAUCGCUAUCGUUUUCACCCGAGCAGAUCACGUGUAUAUGCGAAACCCUCCAGCAAUCCGGAGACAUCGACAAGUUGGGCAGAUUCUUGUGGUCGUUGCCCGAAAACGACGUCUUGAACGGGCACGAGGCCGUACUGCGAGCCAAAGCAGUCGUAGCUUUCUAUCGUGGCACCUAUCGUGAACUUUACAAUAUCCUAGAAAGCCAUAAUUUCGACGUCAAGCAUCAUGCCGAGCUGCAACAUAUGUGGUUCCAAGCGCACUACAACGAAGCGGCCAAAAUACGAGGACGUAGCUUGGGCGCCGUCGACAAGUACAGAUUAAGAAAAAAAUACCCGUUACCGAAGACCAUUUGGGAUGGAGAAGAAACCGUGUAUUGUUUCAAAGAGAAAUCCAGAAACGCCCUCAAGGAUUCGUACGAAAGGAAUCGAUACCCGACGCCGGAUGAAAAAAAGAAUCUCUCCAAGAAGACCGGAUUGACGCUCACUCAAGUCAGCAACUGGUUUAAAAAUCGUAGACAAAGGGAUAGGACGCCGCAGCAGAGGAGCGAAAUAAUGUCGUGCGAAAACACAUCGCAAUUCGUACACCCGAGCAUAUCUCCUUCAACGUCGUCAAUGUACCUUUACCCAGGAUCCCAGCCUCCGCACCAUCACCAUCAUCAUCAUCACCACUACCACCACAACCAUCAUCACCAUCUGAAUACCAUCAACCUGAACAUGAAAAUCGUGCCUCCGGUCGCGGCUUCGCCUACAGCUUCGAAUUACCUCUUCCCAAAUGUCAAUUCGAACUCGAUCGAAGAUGCUCAGUCGUAUAAUCGCAAUUGCAGCAGUACCAGUACCAACAGCAGCUGUAGCAGUUUCAGCAACAUCAGCUGCAAUAAUAAUAAUUUAAACAAUAAUUGCAAUAUGCUCGAUAAUCAGGUCAUCAAGAAAGAAGAUAACGCCAUAUUGGACAGCUUGUACGAUGAAAUGAAUUACCCACCGCCUAAUUAUUAUACGAAUAAUAGCUCUUCUUAUCAGUUACCAGAGCAGGCUUAUUUGCAUAAUACUAAUUCUUCGGUCGCUCCUGGUUCGUAUUACGCGCCGUCCGGGUUUUUGAAAAAUUGCGGUGAUAAUUGAACUCACCCACAGUCCACGAUGACGUGCUAUUCUUCUUCCAAGGUGCAAUAUUAACUUAACCUAAAUAGUCUCGAAGUUUAUUUUAGCUUUUUCUUCAAUCUAGUUUCCUAUACCUCCACCGAUCUUUAUUCCGUUUUCAAAAAUUUGUAGUCUUAAAUGUUCCAGUUCUCUAUUUUUAUGGCUACCUACUCAUUUUUUUGUUUGACCAAUGCAUUUAGCUUAGAAAUAUAUUUGUUGUUUAUUUUACUUUACUGUGUUACGUAUUAUUUACAUGAUUGUGUAAAAAAAAAUUUUUCUAUGUAAUAUAAUCGUGUGUAAGUAGAUUUUUCUUUUUUUUUGUUUUGUUUUAACCGAUUAUAUACAAAUGUUUUGCAUUUCGUACUACAAUUGUACUAGUCACUUUAAAGUAGUAAUUGUGUAUACGUUGGGUGAUAUUAUGUUGCAUUUUUUCUCCCCUGUACUCAUUAAUUCUCUUUCCCUUUCUUAUUCUCUACUGCUAUACUCAUCUUUGUUCGUCGUUUUUCCGUGUUUAAUUAAGAUAAUUAGCGAAUGUUGUAGUUUUAUAAUAAAUACCAAAAUUAGGUUAUAUUUUCGUUGUGUUUAGUAGUCUUAUUUUGAACUCUUCUUUAUACUUUAAGGUAUAUAAAUGUACAGAAAUAUAUUUUUUUAAUAUCUUU
Messenger RNA from Planococcus citri (citrus mealybug), 2619 nucleotides. Its product is annotated as homeobox protein SIX3-like. Lineage: Eukaryota; Metazoa; Arthropoda; Insecta; Hemiptera; Pseudococcidae. Bases 656 to 1942 code for a protein of 428 amino acids. The transcript is spliced from 2 exons. Gene Ontology annotation, molecular function: RNA polymerase II cis-regulatory region sequence-specific DNA binding; DNA-binding transcription factor activity, RNA polymerase II-specific. The record is from RefSeq and is a predicted model, not a curated record. Gene Ontology annotation, cellular component: transcription regulator complex; nucleus. Gene Ontology annotation, biological process: regulation of transcription by RNA polymerase II.